AAAAAUCCUCACUGCAAUAAUUCUAUAAAUAGAUUAUUAGCAGCAUUAGGAGACUGUAAGAUAAGUUUGUUCCAUAGACACACUCCUGUCAGGUAUGAAUUAGCAGAGAUGAUAAUCAGUGACAGUGACUGAUGCUGCACCAGGAAAAAUCUGUAUUAUAACAUAAUAACAGAAAUAUGUGGGUGUGCAUUAAGUCACAAAAUGGCUGGCAUUAGGACCUCAGGGACAAUAAGCUAACCGCUUUGAUGCCAGAGGAAGUUGGCGAUGCAAUGACAAAGAUCACUGAGUGUGUGAAUGACUGAUAUGUGUCCGGCCAGAGACACGGAUCGAUCAAUCAUGCGUCGAUGCGACAGCGUUAACAACCGGUGACAACAUCUUGAUUCACCUGCCUCUCCUAAACCCAAGUCCAGUGGAUCCAGUUAUCAAAAUCAUCUGCAGUGUCCCCUCCCUGGAUGCUCCUUGGACCUUUUAUUGUAAAGAACUGUCUUCUUUUUAUAAGGACAAGAAAGGCAUCUAAUGCAUUUCCCCCCUGCAUAUUCAUACACUCUGUGUCUGGUGCACUUAUUUCAAUCAUUAUAUUGUCAUGGCUGUGCAAGACCCUGGCAGGACAACAGGGUUUCCUUGCAAACAGUGUGGCAUGGUAUGUCCCAGUAUGCCCAGUCUGCUUGAACACAUGGAUGCUCACCUUCAACAAGAGGAAGAACGCAAAUUUAAAUGUGAUGAAUGUGGACGUGGUUACAGGCAUGCCGGUAGCCUAGCUAACCACAAAAAGACUCACGAUGUGGGUUCCUUUCAAUGUAACAUCUGUGGUAAAGAAAACUCUAACGCUUUGGCCCUGAAAAGUCAUCUACGGAGCCAUACCUCUCAGAAAAAGUAUUCCUGCGCAGAAUGUGGGAAGGCUUUUCGUCUGGCAACACAACUUGCUACACAUGAGAGGGUUCAUCUCACAAGGAGAGUAAAGGAGCAGUCAUAUAGGAAAGUAGAUAUGGAGUAUGCCACACAUGAAAAUAAACAUGAAUUUGAAAAUAAUCACCCGCAUCAUUUGAACGAGCAGUCGACCAGCAUUGGGAUUUCUACAGAAAACAGCCCAGCUGAGGACAAGGUGGGGGUUGUUUAUAAUGCACAAUCUGAGACCUCUGAUGAUGCCGCAGAUCGACCUUUCAGAUGUGAUUUGUGUGAUAAGUCAUAUAUACACCAUCGAAGCCUGACCAAUCAUAAAAAGACUCACCAAGUUGGAAUGUUUGAGUGCACGGUGUGUUUCAAACUGUUCAAUAACAUGGCUGCCCUCUACAGCCACCAGAGAACUCACAAGGCAAGAAGCGGGGCAGACCCCAGUUCGAUGGGCGGGUCAUACACAGGCACAUCACUGGACCAGUUUUCACCUCAGAGCCAGGAUGCUCCAGUUAAUUUUUGCCAUUUGUGUCAGGUACUAUUUCCCAAUGAUGAAGAGUUCCAGGAACACAUCCAAAUGCACAACUCCUCAUCUGUGUCAUUUGGGCUUCAAGACAACUUUUCAGAAAACCAUAAUAUUUCAUACGACAAUAGCAUUGCUUCACCUGAGUCAAAUUUUUAUGCAUCUCCUAUAAAUAAUGUUCCUUCCGUGUCAUCAGUAGAUAAUCUUGGAGGUUUUGAUCAGCCACAGGAGCAGAUUAGAAGCAACGGUCACGUGUACUCGGACUGUUCUAAUAAUCGAACACCAUCUUCCAAUAGCACUCAGGGAGAACCCCCAAUCAUAGACGUGAACAUUCUCAAUCCUGCUCUGGUGCAUACACAAAACACUGACAAUGAAAACAAAACUGAAGAGACUACUGUAGAUUCUGAUGAGCGUCCCUUCAAGUGUCAAAUCUGCGGGAAAAGCUACCGCCACUCUGGAAGCCUCAUCAACCACAAAAGGUCACAUCAGGUCGGGAUUUACCAGUGUUCCAUCUGCAGAAAGAGUUAUCCUCACCUGGCCGCCCUCAAAAGUCAUCUUCGCCUCCACAAAGCUCAGCCGUCAUCUUUUAGCCUCACCAAUGAGGGAGAUUGGCUCUCCUCAGAGCCUCUGACUCUGGAUAACCAGCAGGGCUGCUUCUCUUCCCAAGUGGAGGAAGAGGACAGCACUCACCUUGCACUUGGUAUCGACCAGGAGAAUGGACUUGACCACAGCAAUGGAGCGUUGUACCAUGAGCAGUUUAAUCAGGACUUUUCCCAAGACAUGACUGUGCAUCUACCUCACAAUGAACACCUGAUGCAGAGGCACAUGUGUGCAGACUGUGGUGAGACAUUUGCAGAUAUUGCAGGUAUUAAGUCUCACAGUUGUCCACUGCUACAGCAGCAACAUGACACUACUAGCAGUGACUAUGACAGUAGUAUUAACUUCCAGGACAGCAAUGGCCACUGUGCCAUUGGAAAUCCAGCGAGUAAUGUAGAGUUUCAUGGUCUGAACGGUAGCCAUGACCAAAGUUACUUUGAACAGAGUUUCCAUGAAAAUAUGAGCAGUGAUCAGCUGAACGGUGGCGGAGAAGGUGAUAAUGCUGACGAGGAGGAUGAUGAUGGUGAUCUUUAUCAGUGCUCUAUAUGUGGAAACAGCUACACCAGCAUGAGGGCUCUCAGGAGCCACCUCCGAGGACACACACAGUCCCACAACACUCCUGCAAGCUCAGGGCCUUCUUCCAUGUCCUCCCAUGAAGAGGUGAAAGACGAAGAGCCGGGGGAGAUGAUUAUCUGUAGUACAUGUGGGGAAAGUUUUGCCAAUAGGCAGGACUUGAUUACUCAUCAGCUUCUACACAACACAGACCAGGUAAAUAACAGUACUAAUUUACAUGUGAACAACAGCGCUGGCUCUGGAAGCAAGGAGGAAGCGCAGAGUAUCAUCUGCGGCAGCUGUGGCAUCUUUUGCACCAGCUACCAUCAUCUUGAAAACCAUGGCUGCACGGCUGGAAAGAAAGAUGAGUCAACAAACGGUAAAGUGGAAAUAAAAGUAAACGAUGUCACCCAGCAUGAAGAAACAAGUCACGUCAAAGACACUGUGGAUACAGAGGAUCGUCAGUAUAAAUGUGAUCAGUGUGGGCGAUCAUACAGACAUGCUGGCUCCCUCCUUAACCACAAAAAAUCCCAUAAAACAGGUGUGUUCAGAUGUCUCGUCUGCCAGAAACGUUUCUACAACCUGUUGGCCCUUAAAAACCAUCAGAGGUCCCACUUUGAUAUUAAGAGGCAUACUUGCCAUGAGUGUGGGAAAGCCUUCAAAAUUCAGAAGCAGCUAUUGAACCACCUGAGAAGGCACAAAGAAAACCAAGCCAAAAUCCAGGAACUCAACAACCAGAUCCAGGCCCUCAUGCAGAUGAAUGGGACAAGGUCAGAUGAAGGAAUGCAGUCCUCAACUGAAAACCCCAGUCAGGCUUUUACCUCAGUCCGGCGCUGUAAGCAGCUGUCUGAAGAAAAGAUGGUACAAACAAAAUCUGAGACUUCAGUCAAAUCAGAGGACACAGGCGACCAACGACCUUUCGCUUGUGACCAGUGUGGGCGUACAUACCGCCACGCAGGCAGUCUGGUCAACCACAGAAACUCUCAUAAAACAGGUGAAUAUUACUGCUCUGUUUGUAACAACACUUACUCCAAUCAACUGGCACUAAAGAACCACUUACGCACCCACUUUGCAUAUAAAAAGCACUCUUGCCAAAACUGUGGAAAAGGCUUUAGGGGAAAGAAGCAGCUGUUAGCCCACGUCUGUGCAGACCUCAGGAAGGAUGGGGCUGCAGGCAGGAGAGGCUUUAAAUCUAGAGCCUUUAAGUGCAAGCAAUGCAAGCAGGCCUUUCUGUCUGUUGACCAACUGGAAGCCCAUGCCUGUGAUGGACCGUCAGGCAGUAGUGAGGUACAAACAAAUAUGUCCCCAAAUAAAGAAGAGCGGCCUUUCACGUGUAACAUAUGUAAUCGUAGCUACCGCCACGCAGGUAGCCUCCUGAACCACAAAAAUACCCACAAGACAGGACACUUCAGUUGCACCUUUUGCUCUAAGCCCUUCACGAACCCCAUGGCUCUACGCAAUCACACUCGUAUCCAUACGCAGAAGAAGAAGUAUGUGUGUCUCACGUGUGGGAAGGCCUUUCGCCUUGCCAGCAUCCUACACAACCACCAGAAGGUCCACAACCGGGCUGUGAGUCACUUCAGCUGUCCGGCGUGUGGAAAGAGUUUCCAGGGCAGGUCUGGCCUGAAGAGACACCGCUGCCGGAGAGGUCAGGAGAACUCAACGAGAGUUGGAGUCCAGCAGUCAGAGAGGGGAGACAAGUGCUUCAUGUGUGACCUUUGUGGCCGCUCCUACCGCCACGCUGGCUCCCUCCUCAACCAUAAAAAGACCCACUCCGAAAACCUGCACCACUGUACCUUGUGUCUCCAGACAUUUCCUGAUCCUCUCACCCUGCAGAUACACUCCCAGAUGAGACGUCACUGUUGUCCAGAGUGUGGCAAGACCUUCUGUCUGAUCGCACACUUGCAGAGCCACAUGGAGAUGCACUCUAAGGAACGCUCUGUGGUGUGCAGCAUCUGCCAGCAGAGCUUUCCCACCACGGCCAGCUACCAGCAGCACCAGGACAUGCACCACAGGGCUCAGGGCCCCUAUCCACAAGGCGUGGAUGAACCUGUAGAUAACGACUUCUGCUGGGACUCAGGAAUAAAUCAGACCAUAGGGAUCGACAGGAUUCCCAAGCAGGUUCCACCACCUUUGUCCCACAUUCCAGGAAGCAUCACCGAUUCCCAGGAUAACGAUUCUGCCGGUGCAGAGGAGAAGAGUCACGUCUGCGAGCACUGUGGCCGCACCUACCGCCACGCCGGCUCCCUCCUCAACCACAAGAACAGCCACAAGACGGGCUCCUUCUUCUGCUCCGUCUGCCAGAAAGAGUUCACCAACCUGAUGGCUCUCAAGAACCACCGCCGCAUUCACACGGAGCCCAAGCGCUACCAGUGCCUGGAGUGUGGGAAGGCGUUCCGCGUGUCCACUCAGCUCAUAUGUCACCGAAGAAUCCACACCAAAGAGAAGCCCUUUGCCUGCCUGCUGUGCGACAAGAGCUUUUCCAGCAAGUCCAACCUGAGGCACCAUCAGAAGAUGCACCAGAACACCCAGACCUACGACUCCUCUUUCAGCAUGGAUGCUAAUACCUUUAUGGACUUAGACAUGGGGUCUUUCCUUUGAAGCAGGAUUGCCGAAUCUACAAAAAAAGAGGACAUAUGGUCCUCUUAUCUAUCUCUAAUUUAUUCCUCUAUCAAUAAUUGUAAAACAGUAUUUUUUUUUUCAGAAAGUGCUCCUUUGUCCUGACAGAAGCUCCUUUUUGAAGGCGUGCACAUUUCAUGACUGGCUUCCAGUCUUACCUCCACAACAGAUGGCGACAGUCUCCAGAGGGUUUAUCGGUCAGCUUUUAAUAAAGCCUGAAUGUUUUCAAUGAAUACACAGGAUCCCAGAAUACAGGGCGAGUGAUUAAAAACAUCGCCGCUCAUUCCUCACUGACAAAACAAACCAAGCAACCAAAACGAACAGAGAAGUGCAGCCCAGGUCCGUGUAAGACUGAUAACAUGUUUUUGUAAGACAGUACUGUUCUAACGGUGAAUUUCUCCUCUCUUGCUAUGUAUAAUUGUGUUCAGUGCCUCUGUAAGUUCCUUAGGAAACAAAAUAAACAAACUAUAUUUA
This is a messenger RNA of Thunnus maccoyii (southern bluefin tuna), 5656 nucleotides long. RefSeq names its product zinc finger protein 646 (gene znf646). Gene Ontology annotation, cellular component: nucleus. The record is from RefSeq and is a predicted model, not a curated record. Gene Ontology annotation, biological process: regulation of transcription by RNA polymerase II. Gene Ontology annotation, molecular function: RNA polymerase II transcription regulatory region sequence-specific DNA binding; DNA-binding transcription factor activity, RNA polymerase II-specific. NCBI's taxonomy places the organism in Eukaryota, Metazoa, Chordata, Actinopteri, Scombriformes, Scombridae. The transcript has 4 exons. The coding region runs from base 584 to 5164 and encodes 1526 amino acids.